Molecule: messenger RNA, 2573 nt
Organism: Hirundo rustica (Barn swallow)
Lineage: Eukaryota; Metazoa; Chordata; Aves; Passeriformes; Hirundinidae
Exons: 6
Coding region: 287-1315 (342 amino acids)
Source: RefSeq, a predicted model, not a curated record
GCCGAGCCGGGCGGCAGCGAGCAUCCCGGUCCAGCGUCCCCCCCAUCCUGGCACGUCAUAUGAUUUCUCCUAAGGGACCACUGCUGAGCGGGACUGUCUCUCCAAGCUGAUCCUUUGCUGAUAAGGCAGCUGCCAAGCCUCCACUGCAGAGACAAAAGAGUUUUUCUUUUCCCAGCAGAGCUUUUCUGCUGUGAAUGACAGAGAAAGGGGUAAAAGUGAGCUGCCUGGCACUCCUCGUGGUCGAGAGGCUUUGGGGGCUCCUUCUGCCCUGCUGUGCUGGCAGAUCAUGGAGCUUUUCAGGCUGAGCCUGGGCUGCAUUUGCCUUCUUCCUUGGCUUGAGGUAGCAGAGGGACAAGGCUUCCUCAUAAGAAACACUUGGCUGGAAAAGUGCAUCCGUGCCUCCCAUGAGACCAACAGCAUCAGCCUGGCCAGCUGCAAGGAGCACUCCCAGCAGCAGUGGUGGGGCUGGGACCCCGACACGGGCACCAUCAUCAGCCUGCACACGAAGCGGUGCCUGUCAGCCCACGGGAUGCGCGAGUACGCUCUGGUCAAGCUGGAGGCCUGUGGAGACUGGGAACACCAGGCAUGGUCCUGCAGCAAGAAGGGACACUUGACUCUGCAGAGCCUGGGCUUCCACCUCAGUACCAAGGAGGGAGGCCACAAGGUCUUUGUCUCGAGGCAGAAAGACAAGUUCGGCAGGUGGAAGACACUGGCAGAUGAAACCAUCUGUGCUGCAGCCCGGACAGCAGCUCAGAGGCCCAGCAAACCAACACAACAAGCUCUAGACACACGUGUGUGGAUCUAUGAAACUAAAACCAUUGAUUCAUCAAAGAUUGAUGCUGUGGACAGAGAAUCUUCCCUAAGCUUGACUGACCCCCCUCCGGCUAACAAAUUCAACAGCACAGUGUCUCCGGUAAAGACCAAACAGGCACAGCUCCCAGCAAAUGAAGAUCCACCCCACAACCACUCCAAGAAGCAUGGAAAUCGUGGGAAAAACACUGGGGCCAGGCUUGCAGGCACGAACUGGAAGACAGCCAUGCUGGUCCUCAGCCCCUUGGCAUUCAUACUAGGAUUAAUAAUACUGACACUCAAUGUUCACUACAACAAGAAAAAGAAAAUCCUCUCUGCUCUGAAGAGCUCUCCAGCAGACAGCAGCAGAGCUGAUUUAAGGGAGCCGACCCCCUUACGGAGAGGCCCCCAGCCAUACCUUCCACCAUCCUGCUCCCCUUCCCUGAGGCGUGGAGAGAUCCUCAUUGAGUGGAAAGAUGGGACUGUCACUCCUCUUUUUGAUAACAUCAAUUACCAAGUGGAAUAGCUCCAAAAUGACAGAGCUUUUGCUCCAUCCCAUAUCACUGCUCCCACCAGCACGAGUGCUACCUGAUCUCCUCCUCCCUACCCAUCCUGUUUUGACAGGAAGCACUGUUUGGAGUUUUUUUCUAAACACUUGAAUACAAUCUCCUUGCACAGCACAAGGCUGAAGCAAGCAGAGUAUAUUGUUUGGUUUGUAUAGGCACAUGCUGUUUAACAAUUUCACAGCUGCUUUAACCCAUAACAAACCCCAGGUUCCCCUAGAUGAAGCUGGGACUUUGGCCAGCUGCAACUGCCCAUUGAACCAAAAUUAGAGUUACUGAGUAUAUGAAAAAGUGAAUGUUUGAAGAAAAGGCAAAAGGUAAAAAACAAGUCUUGAUGACCCUCAAACUUCUUUCAAGAUAAAACUUGCUGCCAAUAGAUGCAGAAGGCCAUCAGUGACACUGUCAGUGUGAGAAUGUAAUUAAUAAGUACUGCCUUCUAUAAAACCUCCUCUGGGUAUCUGCCAAAACAUUCAUCCCCACUACAUCGUCAAUUAAGUAGCAAGCCAUUUUUCUAACUUAAAAGGUAACACUCCACUGUUCUCUCUGCAUCACUGCAAGAGCCCUGCUGAGAGCAGACGUGUCUCUCAAAAUGUUUCCAUAUUUAGGAUGUACUAAACCUUAUUGUAACACACAUCCUCUUUUAUUAUAUAGACCGGCAAGUAAUGCUGGUCAUGCUUGUUGGGGAUAUUGCAUAUAGAGCCACUUUAUAACAGCUUCAGUCUCUUAUUUCCUAUAAUCAUAUAGAAUAGUCAAUGAAUAAAUGCUUCACUCCAGAGCAGUAAUUACCAGAGCAGUCAUACAGUUACUUUCUUUUAGACAGGAGUAUGACAUUGUUUUCAGCCUUUACACUUCUUGAUUGAGCAUAAUUAGCUGUGACUGUCACACUCAGUCCUGAUCUUUUCCCAGUGUAAUUUGCAAUGUCUUAGCGCUUUCCUAAUAUUCAUGAGUGUAUGCUUUCUGAUUUUGAGAUGAUGUAAUCAUGGCUAUAAGUCAAGAAUUAUGUGAAGAAAGAAACAAUAACACUAGGAAAUUACAAGUAUGAGCUGUGUCAGUGUAUUUGUUCAGUAGACCAAGGGAACCCAUAUCCUCACAUCUCUUACUUGAGCAAUGCCUUUCACUUGACAUAAAUUAAGGUGUUCUGCUAUUUCAGUGUAGCUUGGUCUUCUCCCGACUUUGGUAUUAUUCAACCUACAGCAGAAGUAAGGUCCUUCCAGGGAAUUU